Dermochelys coriacea (leatherback sea turtle) is the source of this 4516-nucleotide messenger RNA. It is a transcript of the gene POLR3K, whose product is annotated as RNA polymerase III subunit K. Gene Ontology annotation, molecular function: DNA-directed RNA polymerase activity; zinc ion binding; nucleic acid binding. Gene Ontology annotation, cellular component: RNA polymerase III complex. The record is from RefSeq and is a predicted model, not a curated record. The coding region runs from base 28 to 354 and encodes 108 amino acids. NCBI's taxonomy places the organism in Eukaryota, Metazoa, Chordata, Testudines, Dermochelyidae. The transcript is spliced from 3 exons. Gene Ontology annotation, biological process: DNA-templated transcription; termination of RNA polymerase III transcription.
GGGCUGCGACGUGACCCGGAAGCGUAAAUGCUGCUGUUCUGCCCAGCCUGCGGGAACGUGCUGGUGGCCGAGGAAGGCGCGAGAUGCCACCGCUUCGCUUGCACCACGUGUCCUUACGUGCGCAACGUCACGCGCAAGGUGAGCAGCCGGAAGUACCCGAAGCUGAAGGAGGUGGACGACGUGCUGGGCGGCGCUGCGGCGUGGGAGAACGUGGACUCCACUGCAGAGCCGUGUCCCAAGUGUGAGCAUCCGCGUGCUUACUUCAUGCAGAUUCAGACCAGAUCAGCUGAUGAGCCCAUGACCACCUUCUAUAAGUGUUGCAAUGCCCAGUGCGGCCACAGGUGGAGGGACUAAUUUUUGCUUCAGAUUUAAUUUCUUCAGUAUAAUUUUUGCUGUUUGUUUGAAAAUUCCCCAGCUGGGUUCUAUGGAAGAUGGUAAUAUGGAAAUAAGUGUCUCUGGUUCCAGCUGUUGCAUGAUGUUAAAUUAACACUGGCUGCUGCUAGUGCAGGCAUUCACCAUAAUCUGAUGGUCCAGGGGCUGAAGGUUAUGCGUACACUGCACAUUUUCGUGAUAGCGGACAUUGUUAGAAGAACUGCCUCUGUUUAGAGAUUAUAUGCAAAAAGCUAUUUAUUCAGCGGUUCCCACUGCAACGCUGGUCUUUUAUAGGGAUGCAUUAAGUUAUCAUUUAUUACUAACCACAGCUGAUCUAAGAUUGCAGGCUAAGAAAUGGCAGGAAUGGUCAGUAUCUAGAUGGGAAACAGACAAAUAAAAUGUUUAAGUCGUACUAUUGCUUCAGUGGGUGAUGCUUCCCUGUUGUACUAUGCUCUGUACAGAAACCGGACAAAGACUGUCCCCUUGCCCUAGAUUGCUUAGGAAUGGAAAAAAAAAAAAGACAGGUGAAAAAUGAGGGGAAAGAGAUGCAGCAUACAAGGAGCAUGAUCAGAGUGAUGGAGAGGAAUUGUUGUUUUAGUUUUGUGUUUCAAUAUUUAACUCCUGUCCCUGGAUGAUAUGAGGCCAGUGUGUGAGUGGAGGUGGCUUCUGUCUCAUAAGACCUAAAACCAAGGACCUGACUGCUGGACACUAAGAAUACCACAGUGCUUUUUUCAGACUUAUUUAACACAGAGGCCUUGUCUGUGUUCAGAGUUGCACUGAUUUAAUAACGGUGUGUUUAAAAAAAAAAACUCCAGCAACUAGUGAAACCAGUGCAAAUCCCUGUGUUGACACAGUAGGAUUUAAACCUAACAUUGAUGUAUUUUGAUUCCUUAGGGAGUUAAUAUAAGCCAGCUUUAAGUCAAAUUAAGAGUGUCCAGUAGUUUUACUAAAGUUAAACCAGUGCCAUUUCAAUAGACAGAUGUUCUUCUUCUCAUAUUUAUUCAGUGUCAAGUAACCAGGUGACUUUUCACUAGAAGGAACGGCAGUGUAAUGUAAUUUUUUCCAUCGCUGCGUUACCCUAAAAUUUAGAUGCCAAUUAAGUUAGCCUACAAUGGCGCUUUUAAUUUAACAAAAGGGUAAAAGGUUGUGGCCCGCCGUAAAGGAGUUGCCAGAGCUUUACCAGGGGGCUUAUCUCUGACCUGCAGAGGGCUCCCAAGAGCAAGCUAGUCUUGCUAACCCCUGAAAGAUACAGCCUUCUGCUCAAGGAUGGACACGCAAGCAGAAAUUCUUCAAAAACAAAAAUUUAACAGAAAUAGAAGUUACAGUAGGUUUAAUAAGGCAAGAAAAGAUAUAGGAUUUAAUACAACACAAUAGAAUUACAUUUAAGAAUUGUACAAUAAAGCAGUGCAACAAAAUAAAAAGACUACAUAGGAUACUGACCUCUGGAAAGCUUAUGCUCAAAUAAAUUUGUUAGUCUCUAAGGUGCCACAAGUACUCCUUUUCUUUUUACAUAGGAUAUCUAACACAGACAGGAAAUACAGUAGUUUCAAUGAAACAUGCAAAUAGGGAUCCCAUAUACACAAAGGCUUUUAGUUUUAGUGAUACAAUUUAACCCCGUACUUAAUACAAUAUAUUAUGUGUAUUAUGUAUAUUAUGUAUGUGACCUCUAUACACACUUAUGAAAAACCAUUACCGUAUUCACAGAUUUAAACAUUUAUUUAGCAUCAACAUUAACACUUAAUACUAAACAUUUAAAAUUGAACAUCCUACAAAUGCUGGCCAAAUGGCUGCAGGACAGGUAGGGGAGAGCUCACUCAAGGCACAGGCAUCUGGCUUUAUUUAUGGACAGAUCCAUACAUUCUUAAAUGAUAAGUAGAAAAGAAGAUCAGACUUACACUUAUAUCCAAAACUCCCUCUGUAACAUCUUUGGUCCUUCUGAUCUGUCUUUGUUUUAGGGAGUGUAGUCUCUACAGUUGCGGUCUCUCUUCGAGCUGCUGGCAAGGUAGCUGCUAGCAGGCAGUUAUUCGUUGCCAAGGCAAACUUAGAAUUCUGCUGAUGAUCUUUGAGGCUUCUUGAUCUUCCAGGUAGUGCUGUCUUGUCUUGCCACUCUUGCUCUUCUCAGUCUGCUGUCGAACUCACUAUGUCGAACUUGCUACAGUCUCAGCAUGCUGGCUGUCUGCCUUAUAUACUGGUUGCUCGGUCAAGGUUAGCUCAUUAAUAUAAUUUGUCUUGCUCAGCCAAUCUACUUCCAGAUAUUAGCAUAUUUCAUCUUCCUGUCUAGAUUCUCCCCCUUUUAUUAGCAUAUUUUUACUUCCUGUCUUGCUCCUUCCCCUCUUACAUCAUCCUAUUUUUAGAUAACUAAGCUCCUCCCCAUGCCAUCUUGGAUUCUAGACCUUUCUAAGCUCCUCCCUCUGAUGCCAUCUUGUUUGCUAGAACUUUCCAUUACUUAAAUUUGAACUGCAUCAUCCCCCAUUUCCGCCAUUUUGGUAAGCCAUGUUGGAUUUUCUAAAUUUAAACUAUCAUUAGUUUCUACUUAGAACCUUAAUUUUAAAUUUAAUUAAUAUUUUAUGCAAGCCAAAGUUUUCCAAUACUGUCACCACCUUAAUUAUAUCAAUUGGGAAAAGUGAAUUUUAUGGUGUUUUUAAACCCCCUCUGAGGUUUUUCUGCAAGCUUUUAUUAAGGUGCUGCAAGGUAUUUCAGAACAUUCAGAGCAAAAAUCUCUUGGUACAACUGUGCUCUGAAAAACCAUCUACAACCAUGGAAAAAAAACCUGCAAGGGACACCCAACUUUGGGGGUUCUGUCAUUGGAGCUUCACUUUCACACUCAACUAGUUUUGAAAGUGGCGCCUAUGAGAGUGAGGUUAUUCCUGGCCAGUAACCAGUUGGUACAUUCUACAGGUAGCACACUUAAGAUGCUACUGUAGAAAAUGACUUUGGGAAAGCAGCAUACAAGUUCCAUAUUCAUCUUUCAGUGAUCUCGCAUCUAAUGGGACCAAUUUACAAGUACAAAGAUUUUUUUUUAAUUGCUAGCUCUGCACAUUCGCACUGGCAUUAGCACAUCUGUGCUUGUUCCAUUUCAUGGAUGAUCCAUAAAGACUUUGCAAGCACCUUGGUCUACAGUUCUGUUACAUGAGGUAGAAUAACAUUUAACUCCCUCUCCCAGAGCUGUGCUAGCUCUUCAGGAUCUGGAGGAGUAAAAAAGUAGGAAAAAUGUACUUUGGCAGCAAUCUGCUGAGAAUCCUCAUAGAUUUGCCAUGUGUAAUGUCAUGGUUAGGGCCCUACCAAAUGCACUGUCCAUUUUGGUAAAUUUCAUGGUCAGAGGAAUUUAAAAAUCAUAAAUGUCAUGAUUUCAGCUAUUUAAAUCUGAAAUUUCACAGUGUUGUAAUUGUAGGGUUCUUGACCCAAAAAGGAUUGUGGGGGGUCACAAGGUUAUUGUAGAGGGAGUUGCGUGACGCAUUUUUCAUGGCCGUGAAUUUGGUAGGGCCCUCGUCAUGGAGAAGUAGCACUCUCACAGCUUUGCUCCCUCUGCCCAGCCAUGCUCCAGAUUCAGAGAAGCCCAGCCACGUGGCGCUCAGAGAGGAGUGCUGUGUCAACUCAACUCUCUGCCUUCAAAUAGAUUUCAUGUCAAAGGAGCAAAAAAAAUAGUUGGUAGAAAGGCUAAGUGAGAGCUGCAAGAUUGUUCAAGCUGCGUCAGGUAGGAUCUGUUGUAUGUAUUUACAUGGAAUAUAUGGGCCAAAACUGUUACCAUAACCCAGUCAUUGUCCAACAUUAAACUAUUUUAAACAAAGUUUGGUAUACAGAGACAUUAGCCUGUUUUGUGCCAUGCCAAACAUACCAUUAAAAAUCCUUUUAACAUUUUAUUAAAGAUACAGGGAAAAUGGUUACAGCAUUUGCUAUGUAAAGUAUUGAAUAAGGUUUUUGUUUUUAACAACAUUCCUUAUUCUCUUUCCUUUUAGCUGGAGAGAGUUUUUAGAAGGAAAAAAUACUUGAUACCAUCUAAGAGACUUCCAAUGAUGGUAAUUGACCUUUUUGGGGAAAAGAUUAGUAGUUAGUAGAGAGAGGCUGGAACUGUCAUUGUUGCUGUUGAUGUCUGAUCCUGUUUCCUAAAAGGGAGAGGAAAGGAACAGCAAAGACUGAAAAUGCA